Messenger RNA from Saccoglossus kowalevskii, 1038 nucleotides. RefSeq names its product ATPase family gene 2 protein homolog B-like. The record is from RefSeq and is a predicted model, not a curated record. Gene Ontology annotation, biological process: mitotic spindle disassembly; autophagosome maturation; retrograde protein transport, ER to cytosol. Gene Ontology annotation, molecular function: ATP hydrolysis activity; polyubiquitin modification-dependent protein binding; ATP binding. Lineage: Eukaryota; Metazoa; Hemichordata; Enteropneusta; Harrimaniidae. Gene Ontology annotation, cellular component: nucleus; cytosol; VCP-NPL4-UFD1 AAA ATPase complex.
AUGGGUCAACGCAGGGAUAUCUUAGCAGUCCAUGUGAACUCGCUGAAUAUUGCACAAGAUGUCAGCUUGGAUAUGUUAGCUGAGAUUACCCAUGGUUAUGUAGGAGCUGAUUUUGCUGCACUUUGUAGAGAGGCUUCCUUCAUGGCGAUAGAAAAACUCAAUCCACAGUUUGCAAAGGUGGGGUCGGCAGUAGUGGUUACGAUGUCUGAUUUCAAAUCAGCAAUGAAUCGAAUAACUCCAUCCGUUCAAAGAGGAUCCGAUGUGUUCGUUGAUUUUAACCCAAUAUCAUGGCAAAAUAUUGGGGGAUUAGAGGAAGUAAAAGCACAGCUAAAACAGGCAGUUGAGUGGCCAAUGAAGCACCCUAAAUCAUUUAUACGACUUGGUAUCCAUCAUCCAAAAGGAGUUCUCUUGUACGGUCCUCCAGGCUGCUGCAAGACAACGUUAGUAAGAGCUGCAGCAACUGCAUGCAAUGCUGCAUUUCUGUCAAUCAAUGCAGCACAGCUCUACUCCCCCUUUGUGGGUGACUCAGAGAAAACUAUAGCACAGGUUUUUCAUCAAGCUCGUCUUUGCGCUCCCGCAAUUUUAUUCUUGGAUGAAUUAGAUACAAUCGUUGGCAAGCGAUCAAUGGAAUCUGGUCAUGGAAAUAGCGUUCAUGAACGUGUCCUUUCUGCUCUGUUGAAUGAAAUGGACGGAAUUGGAACAACACUUCAAGAAAGAAGAGAUCCAGAAAAAAGGAUGAUGGAAGGAGAGUUACAUGAUAAUGUUGGAAUUAGUCAUAUGGAACAUUAUGAGAUAACUGACAAUAAUGUGUUGGUGGUAGGUGCAACUAACAGACCUGAUUUACUGGACAGUGCUUUACUUAGACCAGGUCGAAUGGAUCGCAUAAUUUAUGUACCUCCCCCCGAUAGUCAGACUAGACAUCAAAUUCUUCGGGUUCAUACACGUCAUUCCCCAUUAGCAACUGAUGUCAAUCUACAAGAAAUUUCUGCGAAAACAGAAUUGUACUCUGGGGCAGACUUGGAGAAUCUAUGUAGAGAG